Messenger RNA from Haplochromis burtoni (Burton's mouthbrooder), 6531 nucleotides. It is a transcript of the gene znf704, whose product is annotated as zinc finger protein 704. Gene Ontology annotation, cellular component: nucleus. Lineage: Eukaryota; Metazoa; Chordata; Actinopteri; Cichliformes; Cichlidae. The coding region runs from base 638 to 2206 and encodes 522 amino acids. The record is from RefSeq and is a predicted model, not a curated record. Gene Ontology annotation, biological process: regulation of transcription by RNA polymerase II. Gene Ontology annotation, molecular function: RNA polymerase II cis-regulatory region sequence-specific DNA binding; DNA-binding transcription factor activity. The transcript is spliced from 9 exons.
UCCCCUCUCGGUCUGAGGUGACGGCGGACUGGAUGCGGCAGUAGUUGGAACCGGAGCCGGUUAACGGUCAAAUUUCAAUCUUUUGUAACACAUACGGCGAGGUGUCGGGGUACAGAGCCGUGUGGGGCGGAAAAAUUCGACGUGCUGGCUCCCGUGCCUCUAUGCUCAAGCUGUUUGCCCUGUAUUAGCCACCAUUUUUACUUAAUCGUGUAUAAGUGUCGCCUCGGCUCACGACUACGGCGAUUAGUCCGCGUUUUCCCGCCGCCCCUUCAGCUCGCAGGGAGCAGAGAGGAAAACAAACAGGUCGAACGGAGGAAGAUUGGUAGCCGGUUGGAUGUAGAGGUUGUUUAGCAGCGAAUGAAUCGUAGUCGUCGGCUACUAAUUCAGAGCUGGUCGGUUUCUUGUUUCUUUUUUUACGGGGUGCUUGUGCGCGGUGCAUUCCGGACGCUGUUUGGAGUUUCCCCCUCCUCCGAGUAUGUUGCCCCUUUCUAACAUUUUGUCAGGGCUGUUGGAGCGCGUAGUCUACCCGCUGCAGUUUUGUGUUUUUCACGACGCUGUUUACCGGCUAUAAUUCGACGCUUAAUGAUUUAAUUUUACCGGCUCGCCGGCUUUGAAUACAGUGAAACAGUUUUUAGAGAUGCACACGAGGCGCCUGGUGAAGCGCUCGGUCCUCGGCAGCCGCGUUUAUGCGCCGAGUCCGACGGGGGACGGUGCCCCGGUGACAGGAGUGGUCCAGGCUGUCAAGCAGGAAAACAGAGACUUGUCGGCUGCGGGAGCCCGGCGAAGCGUCUACACCGUGCUCAUGCAAGACGGGAGCCUCAAGGAGUUCUCCGAGGAGGAGAUAGCCUCGGGCUUCAACCACACCGCAGCCAAAGGACCACUCAAGUCCAGCCUGAAGAGCUCCAGUAACGGAGCUCCAGAUGGCCAGAAGGUGGAGGGCGGCUGUCUGAGUCCAGAGCCAGCGGAGGAGCAGCGUUCAACGGACGGAAAACGUGUUAGCCGGGACUCUGACACCCGAUCGGUGUCCCUGCUGGAGCAGAAACGCAAAGUAGUCUCCUCCAGCAUUGACGUCCCCCACGCUAGGCGGUCGGAGGAGGAAGUGGAUAUGGACAAAGUGACGGCCGCUAUGGUGCUGACGAGCCUCUCUACCAGCCCGCUGGUGAGGAGCCCACCUGUGAGAGUCAGUGAGGGUCUGAGUGGAUCGUGGAAAGACAACGGCUCGGCCGGACCCUUCACCCCAUCGAGCAACAGCUCCUCGGGGGGCUACUGGAGCUGGUCUGCUCCGAGCGAUCAGUCCAACCCCUCCACACCAUCCCCACCGCUCUCUGCAGACAGCUUCAAGCCCUUCCGUGUACCCAGCCUGGGAGGGGUGGGGCCUGGCCCCGCAGGACCUGAAGACCCCAUUCUGGAUGAGCAGGACGGGAGCAGCCUGCUCUUUGAUGAGCCCAUCCCUCGCAAGCGCAAGAACUCCAUGAAGGUGAUGUUCAAGUGCCUGUGGAAGAACUGUGGCAAGGUGCUGAGUACUGCCGCUGGCAUUCAGAGACACAUCCGCACCAUCCACCUGGGUCGUAACUGUGACUCAGACCUCAGCGACGGUGAGGAGGACUUCUACUACACGGAGAUUAAGCUGAACACGGACUCGGUGGCCGACGGGCUGAGUAGCCUGUCCCCAGCUUCGCCCUCUGUCCUGUCUCCCCCGCCUCCUCCCCCGUCUCCUCUCCCCUCGGUCAGCCAGCUGCCAGACUCCCAUAAACCGACUCAACCCUCUGACACCAAGGAGCCCCACGCCGGCGGCACCACGCCGCUCAGCCGCUCUGCACCCAGCGCUCUCUACCUCAUCCACACAGACCAUGCCUACCAGGCCACGGCUCCAGUGUCCAUCCCGUCCAGCAGCACCAACAACUCGGCCGGCUCGGCGUCCACCAGCUUCACUCCCACCAACAGCUCCAGUUUCAGCAUCUCUUGGCAGUCGCCACCCGUCACUUUCACCGGGACCACGGUGUCUCCCAGUAAAAGCCAAGGAUUUGGUGACCAACGUUCCCAGACCAUUGCAGUGCUUUCGUCCCCUCCCAGAGCCACCGCUGCCCUCAGUCGGAAGGUGCGUGGCGAGGGGAAGAAGUGCCGUAAGGUGUACGGGAUGGAGAACCGCGACAUGUGGUGCACCGCGUGCCGCUGGAAGAAGGCCUGCCAGAGAUUCACUGACUGAUCGUCCCCCGCAGCUCGCCAGACAAACAAGCCAUGCAGUUUUCCAGCUGAGGAAAACAAGGGGAAAAGGGGGGGGCGUCAUCCUGCAUGCAUUCGGUUUUCUUCAGAUCAACAUCGCAACUGUCUGUCAGCUAUGGCCCCGCCCUCGUUCUCCGGCUCCGUCCCACACCCCACCCAACCUCAUCAGCUCCACUGAACCAUUCCAGCUGCGGAAGCAACCGCAGGACGGCAGAGUCACCUUUCACAUCGCCGUCCGGGAUUCCCAGCGUGGGCUCGCCAUUCCCUUCUUUCCCAGUUUUUGGGAAAACCUCGGUGCAGCUAAACAGUGUAAAGAAAAAAAAAAAGAUUUCUGCAGUUUUUUUGUUUUCUUUUUUUAAUGUUGGGUUCAGUGUUGCAUCUUUCUAUGUUUUGUACAGCUCUGGUUUUUAAAUGAAAGUCUUGUCAAAGAAGGGGGUUGAGAAAAAGGCCAAAUGAUUUUUUUUUUUUUAAGUGUGUGUUUUCUCAAAAGAUUAGAGUAAAAAACACUUUUUUAUUCAAAAGAAGAAAGGAACUCUCUGAAGUCCGUUUGAAGAAAGCUAUGAAAAAGCACGUGGAGGUAAAGCUCGCAGUUUUUGUUCUUCCUUCGACUUGUUCGUCCCUUUGUAUCCAAUUCUGGACUUGAGGUGAUCUUUUAUCACGGUCCCUCACGCCUCCUGGACAGCACCGAGGGAAUGCAUGCGUGGCAUAGCCGGGAAGGGGUGGUGGACGGUCGGAAAGGAGGAGGAAGAGACACACACGUACACAAACACACACGAGAUGAAUGACCAAUGCAAAAAAAGAAAGAGAAAAAAAAAAAAGAACAAAUAAAGCAGAAGAUCCAACUUCCAGUCAGGGAAAGCAGAUGGACCAUACGAGUGAUCUACACACAAACACGGUUUCUUCUCACACAAUCAAAAGCAGAUCACGUCGACUUGUAUGCGUUGUUUCUUUGCUUUACCAGGGAUGUGAUUCUGAAGAGAGCAAAACAAACCAGCAGCUUAAAGUGUAUGCAGCACUAUCUCAACAGCUUCUAUCUUUCAUGACAACUUUGCAACCAAAAACUCCAAAAACUUUAUCCUGUCCUUCACGUUUUGUUUUGGGGUUUUUUUGGUUAAGGUGCCAUGUUUAGUGUAGUCGGUGUCAUUUAUUUCUUUUUCUUUUUUUUGGUGAAACUAAGACUGUUUACCUACCUGCUACUACAAUGUGUGUUAAAGACCCUCCUCAUAGCACUGGAAGUCAGCAGCAACGUUCAAUGCAGUCGCCCUCCUGCACCAACUUUUACUCCAACAAAUUAAGUUUGUUUACAUCUGCCACAAAGGCGUCAACCGAUGACCUGAUAUCCAAAAGAAGGGAGGGCUGAAAACCCAAAGUGAGAUACUUUUUGUGUAACACAGUUCCUUUGCGGUCCCUUUUAAAAGCUGGAAGUGUUUCCGCGUCAUCUCCUGACUGGACGUUACAGAAAGAGUAAUAAUAUUUGUCCGCCCGCUUGCGGCUGCUCCCCCUUAAAUUCUCUGCAGCAAGCUUUUGUUUUCAUUUUGGGAGAGCAAAGCGGCACUUAAUUAAGUCACUCCUUUGGCGUUUAACUUAAUUCACUCAGAACGCAAAGCUUUGGCUCACAAGAGUCUGUGUGAUUGGCUGCUGAGGUGAGAGCAGGUUGAAAAGCUUCCUUUCUUCCGCCUCAGAGCCAGGAAGUAGAAUCACGAGGCCCGAGCGUUUACAAACGCGGACCAACUCUUUCCAUCUGCUUUCUAAGAUCGUCCUGAAAGCCACGACCUUUUUUGGGAGGGUUUCUGUCAAACACACUCUCUCACACGCACACUCGCGCACAAACAGGCUUCAUCAGAGUUUCUAAAAACCAACACCAGCUGAUAAACUCACACACGCUCGUCCAGUUUAAGCGCCUGAAAGUCGUGGCGCUCUCUUACUUUUGAUCAGCUGUUUCUAGUUUGUUCCUGUAUCCUGUAUAUAUUUGUUUUCCUUUUACGCUCCUUUUUUGUUUUAAUGACCGCCAACCUCAUGUUACUGUUUAAGUCAAAUCUAUUGUCUGGAAAGAAACAGUUGCAUUCAAAACUAAAAACAUGAAACUAAUUUGUUUUUUUGUUAUUUUAAUUUUCAUACAUAUGAAUAUACACAUCCAUAUAUAUAUAUAUAUGUAUAUGUAUAUAUGAAGUGUUUAUGAUUUUUGUUUUCAUGUUCUGCUGAGGGAGACUCUUAUGUGGCGUCAUCGGCUUCAUAAACUAAGCUCGUUAGGCUCUUUUGAGUGAGCGUGACCCUCUCGUUCCCGCCUGGAGCUCCUUCACGUUAACGCUCUCCACUGCCGGCGCUGCGUCAAAAACUGCAGUUGAUUAAAACCUUUAUCAUAUUUCCAAUUCUGCCACUCCGCCACCCCCAUCGUUCCCCGCCCGUGUCACGCAGGCCCGCCUGCAAUUAGUUUGAUUGACACCUCAGUGUGUUUGCGCUCGCUGGCUCUUGCGUGUGAACUCUGAAGGAGCCCCGGGCACAGCGCGCGCGUGUGUGUGAGGGGGGGCUGAAGCUCGGUGCUCCUGCACUCCCCUGAAGCGUCUAACGGCCCGUGGCGUUUCUCUGUCUCGUCCACUCCUGAUUUGCCCGCACUGGGGUUUCAGGAUGUUUUAGUUGAGGCUGAACGGGGCUUCUCCGUCUCAGCGUCUGGAUCGUUUUCCUCCACUGAUGUUUAAAAUAUAUUUAUAUAUAUUUGGCAGCCAAUCAGAUUCAGUCAGGGUCCUGUCCAGAAACGAGUCCCUUCAGUUGUUCAGAUCAUUCAGAGCACUGGAUAAUUACAGUGGCAGCAUUUCCAGGCAGCUAGUUUUUCCUCUCUCUGGGUUGUCGAGCCGAUCUCACGGUUGACAAUAAGAUUUGGCCAAAAUAAGCUCAUCUCACUCCCUCGCUUAGAGGUGAUCCAAAAAAAAUUACCUCAAAGAUAUAUUUGCUGCCAUAUUUCUGAAACCCGUCCAUGUCCUCUUGGAUCGUGGGGAAGCUCGAUGGGAUUUGUUUUGUGGACCGUGGCCUGAUCUGAGAACAUCUCGAUGGCCCAAAGAUGGCCUCGUCGUGACGGUGCUUUCAGAGACACUCUGCCAGGGUUUGUCUUUGCAUGCGUCCUGGUGCCCUCGGCGGAGGGAGAAACAGAGGUGCUAAACACUCAACGCAGUGCUGUUUCUCCAUUAACUCCAUUUUGUAAACAUUGUUUUGCUGUAGAACAUGAAAAUAAAAAUAAAAUAAAAAAAACCCACCCAAAAAACAAACAAACAAAAAUACACGGUUGUUUUUUUAAAAUGCUUUUAUUUUGGUGACUUCUAUUGAUGACUGUUUCCUCGCGUCUGCGGCUCAGCCCUGUGAAUAGAUGGAAAACACCGGCAGAAUAUUAAAUCGGCUUAUUUUCUAUUUCACAUUGAAUCUGAACUCUUAUGUUCAAGCUUGGAAGUUAUUUUCUGUAACAACAAAGAGCUUCAGAAUAACAGCUGAUGAAAAUCGAAUCACAGUCCAUGUACUCACUGGUCCUUGAGCUUUCAGGCUUCAUCAGCAGGUUCGGUUUUCAUUGAACUGCAGAUCUUUUCAGCUGUGCAGUCUCGGUCUGCGCGAGUCUGAGCUUCAAAACAUACUCAAAAGAAUCAAAUAUUCACCGUGCAGGAGGGCUUGUUUCAUAACAGUCUAAUAAUUGGUUCAUUAAUAAUCACCGCAGCUGGUAAAAUUAGGACUAUGGGAACUAAGUUACAUACUUAUGGGUUGUAAAGUAGCUUAAAAUGGGUUGUUGUGUUCUUUUCUUAUUUUUGUCACAUAUACUGUUGCAGUUAUACUCAUAUUAAAAUAAUCAGACUAACAAAUGUGAUCCCAGCCAACCGGAAACAUCUGCUUCAGAAGACCCGCUGUUCAAAACUGCUGCUUGUGAGGGGCAGCCAAUCGGUAGAAAGCUGGCUAAAAAUGAAAGGGGCUGAACUCAUCAGGCUUGUACUGUAGCCCAUAAUAUAAAUAAGGAUUAUUUCAAACUGUGAGUCAUGCAAAGCUACUCUAGCAGAACCAGAGAAUAAAAGGCUCAUUAUAGGAAAGUAGCACAAUAAAUAGGUCCCCUUUUAAAUUUGCCUUUUAUCAGUGCUGAUGAAGACCUUCAAAGGCUCUGGAUGGAGUGAGUAAACGGGCAGUUUUUUCUUACCGUACACCGAGCAUGAUGAAAUUUGACAAAACGUGCAGACAUAUGGCUGCAGCAUCUUGUUAUUUAACUAUCAAAUAGAGAUAUUUGCAGAGAUGCAGAAUAAUUUAUAAUUUACUCCCAUUUAGAUGAAAAUAGCAGGGGGG